Myripristis murdjan (pinecone soldierfish) is the source of this 1903-nucleotide messenger RNA. RefSeq names its product mid1-interacting protein 1-B-like. Gene Ontology annotation, cellular component: cytosol. The record is from RefSeq and is a predicted model, not a curated record. Lineage: Eukaryota; Metazoa; Chordata; Actinopteri; Holocentriformes; Holocentridae. Bases 532 to 1026 code for a protein of 164 amino acids. Gene Ontology annotation, biological process: regulation of lipid biosynthetic process. The transcript is spliced from 2 exons.
GUCCGCUCCAUCAGGCCUCACCCUGUCUUGCUGUCUGGCUCAUCGGAACGGAAUGUGGUAGAUGUGGUGAAUGCGUUGCGGAUGUGGUGAUGUAAUACCAGCCAUUCUUUCACCAUAAGACAACAUAUGCCAGCAGCAAGGGAGAUACAGAGAAGGGUCAUCGGGGUCCGGUUACAACAGCAGAGGAAGAAAACCUUGACAAACCGGUUCUGGGACCGCCCUUGAACACGAAACCACCUGCUCUAUAAAGAAGAACCCUCAGACCUCCAUCAGGCAGAAAAGACCGAGAACGGCACGCCGACUCAUCAAGGGAAAUAACAGCCAAAACAAUCCGUGCCUAACUAUCAACGAAGCUUGCCUGACACGAAUUACUGGGCAGCCAAUCUCCGCUGUAUCCUUAAGCCGAUUAGACGAGAAUUAGAGCAGAGGAGACACACGGGAAAAAAAAAAAAAAAACUGUCCUGUGCAUUUGACAAGCAACGCGGAUCUUCAUUUUCACUUCUGUUCCCAAGGGAAAACCUCCUCGCCAGGAUGAUGAUGCAGCUUACAGAAACCCCCAACCAGAAAAACUCCCUCUUCAACGCCAUGAACCGCUUCAUAGGGGCUGUCAACAACAUGGACCAGACGAUCAUGGUGCCCAGCAUGCUGCGGGACGUCCCGCUGGAUGAGGACAGGGAACUGAGCUCCAUGAAAUCCGACAUGGACGAGGGGGACAUGUACAGCUACUACCAGCUGCUCAAGUCCAUCCGCAGAGACAUCGAGUGGGGGGUCCGGUGCGCCGCGGUGGAUGAGAGGCGCAAGGAGAGCAUGAAGAUCACCCGCGUGAAUUCUUCUGCAUCCACCUCCUCCUCCUCAUCAAUGGAGGACGGCGAUGACGACGACGACGACGAGGAGGAGGAUUUGGAGAAGCAGUUCCAGUACCAUCUGACCGGGCUGCACGGGGUGCUGUCCAAGCUGACCACGCAGGCCAACUCUCUCACCAAGCGCUACAAACAGGAGAUUGGUAUCGGAGGAUGGGGCCAAUAAGCACAGAGCCCCCUGAACCUGGAGCCCCUCCCAUAUUCAGUGACUUUAUUACUGGAAUAAGGAAUCCAUCUGAACUGAAUUAUCAAUAUAAGCUGUAUACCCCCUACUUAUGAAAUUCACUGUCUUGAAUUUGAAUGGUAGAGAGGCGGAGGCAGCCUCUCCUGUCUACAGGCCCGUGUUGUGUUGGUCUACUCUUAUGCUAUGGACAGUUGAGGUGUUGAUCCCACAGAGAGCAGCUGUGUACUGAAUGCACAGGUUUCAUUUCCUUCAGAUAUUUUGCACUCUAUACAGUAAGCUGGAUGCGCCACGCCUUCAGCUCCUGUGACUCACAGAUGAAACGUAUUUAUAUGUGUAGCCUAUUUAAAUGGUGUAUAAUUUAUUACCUCACACUGUAUGCUGGAGAGCAGCAUGUUGCUGCAAAGUUGCAGAAGUAGCCUGCAUGAACUACAAGACAUGUUAUUUGGCACACCCCACCGGGGAAUACUGAUGUAAGAAUUAGCUUUUACAAUGAUGCUAAUGAUGUCAGUGUGUUCAGAUGUGUUUGUCUGUGUAUGACCAGCGCUACUUACAUUAUUUUGAUGUGUCUGUGUCUUUAAAUUGUGCUUGAAUGGAAGGAGGCAGAUGCUUGCAUGCUUGCUUGUAGCCCAUGAUCUCCCAAUGCCCUACAUGAUCAAUGAACUGGAAUCAACUGAUAAUUCUUUUGUGCAAAGAAUCAUGAAGGUUUCCAUGAGAUGCUUUGUUGUCACUUUUGUUUUGUCGCUGUUGCCAAUGUAUUGUCGGAGAUGUUAAAAUCCAGCUGUCAAUAUGAGCAAGAGCUUUUUUAUGGAUGACUCCUGUUUUUGUACUGUUUCUAAAAUAAACUUUUUAAUGAACAGAA